Molecule: messenger RNA, 2599 nt
Organism: Medicago truncatula (barrel medic)
Lineage: Eukaryota; Viridiplantae; Streptophyta; Magnoliopsida; Fabales; Fabaceae
Product: putative receptor-like protein kinase At1g80870
Exons: 1
Coding region: 221-2401 (726 amino acids)
Biological process (GO): protein phosphorylation
Molecular function (GO): ATP binding; protein kinase activity
Source: RefSeq, a predicted model, not a curated record
UAAAAUAGUUGGUGAUGGAAACCAUAAAUCAAGGAAAAGAAGAAAAAAAACUGAAAACAUAUUUAACAAUAGUAGAAUACAGCUCCUCCUCCUCUAAUGAUUAUCUAAUUGUAAAGCAAUCCACUUUGGAUACCAAAUUCAUUAAAGUAAUCAAAAAACCAUAGUCUUCAUCUUCUUCUUUUUGAUCAUCAAUAUUCAUUCAUUCACAUCACAUAACACCAUGCCUUCAAGACAAUUAACUUCUACAACUUCCAAUAUUUUCACCAAACCAAAGUUUCUUUUCAUAGCACUAACCAUUUCAGCUUCUGUUGUCAUCUUCUUCUCAAUACUUUACUUCCUUUAUCAUCUUUGGCUUUCUCUUGUACAUAGAGCUAAGACCAUUCCUUUUGAUGCAAGUUCUCCUUUGAAGCUACAAAGAUUUUCUUACAAAGAGUUAAAGGUUGCUACCAAUGUUUUUGACACUGCUAAUAUAAUUGGCAAAGGUGGUUCUGGUACUGUUUUCAAGGGAGUACUGAAAGAUGGAAAAUUCAUUGCCAUCAAAAGGUUGGACUCUUUGUCUUUGCAAUCAGAGAGAGAGUUUCAAAAUGAGUUGCAGAUUCUUGGAGGGUUGAGAUCACCUUUUCUGGUGACCCUUUUGGGCUAUUGUGUUGAAAAGAAUAAGAGGGUUUUGGUUUAUGAGUAUAUGCCUAAUACAAGCUUGCAAGAGUCACUUUUUGGUGAUGAGUGUUUUGGUUUGAGUUGGGAGAGAAGGUUUUGUAUAAUUAUGGAUGUUGCUAGAGCAUUGGAGUUUUUGCACCUUGGAUGUGAUCCACCUGUGAUUCAUGGUGAUAUUAAGCCAAGUAAUGUGUUGCUUGAUGCUGAGUUUCGCGGGAAGAUCUCGGACUUUGGUUUGUCAAGGAUUAAGGUGGAGGGUGAAUUUGGAGUUGACUUGUUUAGCCAGGAUUUGGGGAAGAGCCAGGAUCUUUGGAAGAGUCAAGACCUUUCAGGUAAUUUGACUGCAGAAACUCCUGUAAUUGGCACUCCUGUUGAGAGUGUGAGUGAAGUUGAUUUUGCUCUUGCUUUGCAAGCUUCUACUUCAUCCAAAAAUAGUAGGAGUUGUUUAAAUGUUAAAGCAUUGAACUUGAACUCUUUGAAUUAUAAUGCAAAUAUUGUUGGUGAAAGUGAAAGUAGGAAUGUAAAUGCAAAGGGUAAGGAAAUUUCAAGUUUGGAUACAGGAGGAGGUGGAGGAGGGGAUGAUUGUUGGAAUACUAAUAAGUUUGUUCCUUAUGAUGAUGAGUUCUGUAGCACUGAUUAUAGUAAGGAUGCUUAUUUGGUUGAUGAAGAGAAGGAAAAUGGGAAACAAUGGGGAGAAGAUUGGUGGUGGAGACAAGAUGGAAGUGGUGAAUUAUGUAGUAAAGACUAUGUCAAGGAAUGGAUUGGGAGUCAAAUUUGUCCAUCAAAUGCUGAUUGGGAUGAUGGUAUUGGCAGUGCUAAGAUCAACAACAUUCAGGAGAAGUCAGAGUUGGAAAAUUCAAGUCCAAUUGAUAAAGCCAGUGAUGCAAAUGGAACACAAUUACUACAAGUAUCUGUGAUGGAAAAUGCAGAUAAUAAAGUUGUUGAUAUGAAAGAACUGAAGGGAAAGAAAAACCACAAGAAGAAGAAGAAUAGGAAGAUGCAAGAGUGGUGGAAAGAAGAACAUAUUGCUGAAUUAAGCAAGAAAAAGUCGAAUAAGCUUAAAAGUCUUCAAACUAAAUGGAAGAAAGGCUUGAAAGUGCCACAUUUUGGUUUAGGUAGAAGGUUCUAUCUUUGCCAACGUAGUAAGAACUAUGGAGAGGAAGGACAGAAUGAGUGUGAACAAAAUGGUGAGUUUAGCUUCAGAAGAGGUUGGAGGAAAAAAAGCUCACGUUCGAUUGGAAGUGAUAUGUGGAGUGGCGAUCUUUUCAGCCGCGAACUAAGCAGCACAACUAGCAUGAGAGGGACAUUGUGUUAUGUAGCACCAGAAUAUGGAGGGUGUGGAUUCUUAAUGGAGAAAGCUGAUAUAUACAGUUUUGGAGUUUUGAUUCUUGUAAUUGUAUCAGGUAGAAGACCAUUGCAUGUUCUUGCAUCUCCUAUGAAGCUAGAGAAAGCUAAUUUAAUAAGCUGGUGUAGACACUUGGCUCAGGCUGGUGGUAACAACAUUUUAGAACUAGUUGAUGAGAAAUUGAAAGAAGACAAUUACAACAAGGAACAAGCAAGCCUUUGCAUCAACUUGGCACUCAGUUGUUUACAGAAAAUUCCAGAGUUGAGGCCAGAUAUUGGAGAUAUUGUUAAGAUUUUGAAGGGGGAGAUGGAGCUUCCACCACUUCCAUUUGAGUUCUCACCUUCUCCACCUUCCAGAUUAUACAGCAGAUCAAGGAGAAAACAAAAGGGCAAUGGAGAAUAGGUUUUUGUAAUGUUGAAGGUUUCUUUACAAGUCAUGUUAAGAUCAGGCUAUGUAGUAGAAUGAGUGCAUUUGGGAGCUAAACACACUCAUAUUGUGAGACUUAUUAUCAUGUUGAAUGUACAUGAGAAUGAGAUUAUUAUUAUUAUUAUUAAUGCUUUUCUCAACUAACAGUUGCAUAAACUUUAAUUGUUGACUUAA